AUGAGAUGUAAUUUACAAAUAAUUUAUCAAUAUUCAAGGGUCUUAAAUAACCAUUUAUUGUAAGACUACUGUGAAAAAUUGUAUAUUUCCUUUCUAAAUUGCACUUUCCAUUAGAGUUAAACUCUUUCAGGAAUUAUUAAAGUAAUUUUCUACUAUAAAUGAAGUUACAAAACAUAGAUAAUAUAUAUCAUUGUUAAAGAUAAUCUUCAUAUUUAAAAAUCCUAAAUAGACAAAUAAAUUAAUGAUAAAGAACGCUGUUUAACAGUUUUAGAGAAUUAAUACCUAAUGAAUUUCAUUAAUUUAUUAUUAGAUUGA
Molecule: messenger RNA, 315 nt
Organism: Paramecium sonneborni
Lineage: Eukaryota; Ciliophora; Oligohymenophorea; Peniculida; Parameciidae
Source: the annotation of a GenBank genome assembly